UGAAAAUGAAGUCUAUAAACAAGAUUACUUUAUUAAGUCACCACCUCCUCAGCUUUUCUUCUCGGCAAACUCUUGGAAAAAGCGUUUCUUUAUCCUGUCAAAGAGUGGGGAAAAGGGCCUGAGCCUUUCUUAUUACAAAGACCAUCAGCACCGAGGGUCCAUCCAAAUUGAUCGAAGUUCCAGUGUAGAAGUUGGAAUAAACAGCCAGGAAAGGAUGCAAUCUGUGCAGAAGAUGUUUAAAUGCCACCCUGAGGAGGUGAUGUCCAUAAGAACCUCCAGCAGGGACUACUUCCUCAUCAGCCAAGACAGGGAGAAGAUCAAAGAUUGGGUCUCCUUCAUGUCAUCCUUUUGCUGGGACGUUGUUCAUCAAAACAUGGAGGAGAAGCAUUCAAUGGGUGAAAAAAGGCCUAUUUCGGAUCCCAGCCCUCUCUUUGGUUUUUUCAGCACAUCGGAGUCUGUGGGCCUUCCUGCACCAAGGACCAGCCUUCCAGACUAUUUAAUGGAAAAAUGUUCUCCAGGAUUCAAGCAAGCUCAUCUUCCUCAUGAUUUCUUGUCAGAGACCACGCAAGAUGCAGAGGAGGAAAGUUAUUAUCUUAGUCCACGGAGCAUUCUUUCAGAGUUGGACAACAUUGAUUCCAAUGGUCCUGGUAACUCCAUUGAACCCAGAAGUCCAGGCCAGGUCUCCGAGAAAACUGAAUGUUAUUACAUGACAAUGAAAUCCUACCGGAAGUGCUUUUUCAAAGAAACACCCCAUACGUCUACUGAUGGCCAAGAGGAAUCCCAGACCUUGCCUGAGGCCCAGGAUGGGGAGCUUCACUUGGAAGAACAAGAAUCAGGAAGUGACUUGUAUCUCUCACUGGCCAAUCCAGAAGCACAGACCACAAAUGAGAAAAGGGGGUCUGCCUCGCUAACUGUUGUGAAAUUGUCUAUAUUACUCAAUAACAUCCUGGAUGACAGCCAAGUGGAGACAGUGCAUUUGUUCCUUUCACCUCCUGAUAUCAUAAACUACCUUGCUCUCGUUGAAGCUGCAGGACGGAUAUGUGUGACUCGGUGGGAGGGCCCCCCACAUCUGGGAUGCUUGUUCUGCCACGGAGAUCACGUCUUGGCCGUGAAUGACCUGAAACCCCAGAACAUGGAGGAGGUGUCUUUGUUUCUCACACGGUCCAUCCAGAGGGAGAAAAUAAAACUCACCAUCGGCCGGAUUCCCAAUUCACCGAAAUUCCAUGCCACACCCUGUGCCUGCCCUUUAAAAUACCAAGCAGUCUCAUCUGUGCUACAAGAGAAGCAAGACUUUAACAGAGCACCGAAGAGGACUCCAGCCACCAAGAAGGUCCAGCUGCAAGGAACAGGAGAGUAG
This is a messenger RNA of Dipodomys spectabilis (banner-tailed kangaroo rat), 1357 nucleotides long. It is a transcript of the gene Plekhs1, whose product is annotated as pleckstrin homology domain containing S1. The record is from RefSeq and is a predicted model, not a curated record. The transcript is spliced from 12 exons. Lineage: Eukaryota; Metazoa; Chordata; Mammalia; Rodentia; Heteromyidae. Bases 215 to 1357 code for a protein of 380 amino acids.